AUGGCGGAGCGUAGGUGGCAAACAGUUAUAUGGAUACGGUGCUUUACCCGUAGACGCUUCUCCAGCUCUCGCAAUAAUUGUAUGGGAGUCGUCCUCGGAGGGACUUCCCGAAUGACCAUACCGGGGAAUUCAACCGUACUCCGUGCAGCUAUUGUUGUUGAUCCUGCAGAGCCUACCCAAAGGUUCAGGCCAGAUUGUAGGAAGUGGGCGAUACGUUUUUUUAUUUCUAUGAGAAGCUCUAUGGCACCCAUGAUUCCCAGUACAUUCUCUACCAUAGAAUUCGGUCUUCGGGGUCAACCCGGCCCCGGCGGCUUCUAUGAAGAAGGCGGCGCAAAGGAGGCUCGAGGGCUUGUUAAGGAAGGCGGCUAG
Messenger RNA from Vicia faba (fava bean), 369 nucleotides. The record is from the annotation of a GenBank genome assembly. NCBI's taxonomy places the organism in Eukaryota, Viridiplantae, Streptophyta, Magnoliopsida, Fabales, Fabaceae.